UAAUCGCCCAAGUUCCUAUAUACACUUUUCCAGUUAAUACUUACAAUUAUUAUGUUAGUGGUGGAAAUGGAGUUCAACUCUUUGUAGAAGAAAAAGGGAAUCCUGAAAUGACUACAAUCGUGUUCACAAGUGGGUAUUUGGGAACGCGUAAUAGCUGGGAACCACAAUGGACUGAUUCAUAUCUUAGCAAGAAAUUUCAUCUCGUUAGGUGGGAUUGCCGAGGGCUCGGCAAAAGCGGUAAACCAAACGAAUACUCUCUCAAAUUACACAGCGAUGACCUUGCAGCCGUAAUAGCUAAAGUUAAAUCGAAUAAAUCGAACAAGAAGAUCGUCUUGGUUGGCUGGUCUUAUGGGUCACUAAUUUCUCUCAAAUUUAUGCAAAAUUAUCCUGAUAUUGAAGUACAUGGAUUUAUCUCGAUUGUGGGACUCGUUAAUUUCAAAUUCGAGCCGGCAAUAGAAUUCACGAAUGUUACAACUAUAUUGAAGAACACUGAUGAUUUCACAACAAUUGUUUCCGCGUUUACUUUAAUUUAUGAGAUUAUCUCCGCUAAAACUCUUUCUGAUGAACUCAAAUCAUUAAUGCUCGAUCCAACAGUUGAUUUAAGUAAUUUCUUUAGUAACCUAAAUAUUCCAACCUUAAAUAUCAUUGGCGCACAAGAUCGUAUUGCACCGUUUAGUUAUGGUUUAUAUUACGCAGGUCUCGCUAAACGUGAAAACAAAUUAUUUACGAAGAAUGUGGACACUUCCCUCCAUGGGAAGUUACAAGGGAAUUUAAUUACGAUAUCUCGAAAUUCGUGUCCAAUGUAUAGUAAUCGCCCAAGUUCUAUAUACACUUUUCCAGUUAAUACUUACAAUUAUUAUGUUAGCGGUGGAAAUGGAGUACAACUUUUUGUAGAAGAAAAAGGGAAUCUUGAGAUGACUACAAUCGUUCACAACUGGGAACAACAAUGGACUGAUCCAUAUCUUAGCAAGAAAUUUCAUCUCGUUAGGUGGGAUUGCCGAGGGCUCGGCAAAAGCGGUAAACCAAACGAAUACUCUCUCAAAUUACACAGUGAUGACCUUGCAGCCGUAGUAUCUAAAGUUCUAUCGAAUAAAUCGAACAAGAAGAUCGUCUUGGUUGGCUGGUCUUAUGGGUCGGCAGUUUCUCUCACAUUUAUGCAAAAUUAUCCUGAUAUUGAAAUACAUGGAUUUAUUUCGGUUGUGGGAGUCAAUAUCUCCGCUAAACCUCUUUCUGAUGAACUCAAAACUUUAAUGCUCGGCACCGCUGUUCUUGCUUCUAAAGGAUAUCGCGAAACUAGUCUUUUUGAUUUAACAGCUGAUUUAAGUAAUUUUUUUAGUGACCUAAACAUUCCAACCUUAAAUAUCAUUGGCGCACAAGAUCGUAUGGUACCGUUUAGUUAUGGUUUAUAUUACGCAGGUCUCGCUAAACGUGAAAACAAAAUUAUUUACGAAGAAUGUGGACACCUCCCUCAAUGGGAAGUUACACGGAAACUUAAUUACGAUAUCUCGAAAUUCGUGUCCAAUGUAUAG
This is a messenger RNA of Funneliformis mosseae, 1529 nucleotides long. The record is from the annotation of a GenBank genome assembly. NCBI's taxonomy places the organism in Eukaryota, Fungi, Glomeromycota, Glomeromycetes, Glomerales, Glomeraceae.